This is a messenger RNA of Mangifera indica (mango), 1468 nucleotides long. Its product is annotated as GDSL esterase/lipase At4g16230-like. Gene Ontology annotation, molecular function: hydrolase activity, acting on ester bonds. The record is from RefSeq and is a predicted model, not a curated record. NCBI's taxonomy places the organism in Eukaryota, Viridiplantae, Streptophyta, Magnoliopsida, Sapindales, Anacardiaceae.
UUCGUAUAAAUACAUCUUCACCUUCAAGCCUUUCUGUCUUCUGUUGAGACUUCACAGCCUCAAAAGUUCAAAUUUGUUUACGGCAUAUAGUUUGCAGUAAUGUUUACUCUCUCAGACAAACAGAUUCUUAUUACUGCUAUAAUCUACUGGACAGUCCUUGUGUUUCAAGAAAAGUGCCCUGCAGCAAGUCCUGUUCCCGUUCCAGCUAAUUUUGUCUUCGGCGACUCGUUGGUUGAUGUGGGAAACAACAACUACAUUGUUUCACUUUCCAAGGCUGAUUACAUACCAAAUGGGAUUGAUUUCGGAGGCCCCACAGGACGAUACACAAAUGGCAGAACCAUCAUUGACAUUAUAGGUCAGGAAUUGGGUUUCCAGGGAUUUACUCCUCCUUACUUGGCUCCAUCUACAACAGGAGCCGUGAUUUUGCAGGGUGUUAAUUAUGCUUCAGGUGGAGCCGGAAUUCUUAAUCAGACUGGUAGCAUCUUUGGUGGUCGAAUCAACUUGGACGCACAGUUAGACAGUUUUGCAAACACAAGACAAGACAUGAUCUCAAGCAUUGGUGUUUCUGCAACUCUGGAGCUGUUGCAAGGGGCUCUCUUCUCAGUCACAAUCGGAGCCAACGACUUCAUCAAUAAUUACUUAACUCCCGUCCUCUCCACCACCGAGCAAAACUUGGUUUCUCCAGAAUCUUUCCUGGAAACCAUGAUUUCGAGAUUCAGGCUACAACUUGCGAGACUCUAUAAUCUGGGUGCCAGAAAAAUCAUUGUGGCAAAUGUUGGUCCAAUCGGGUGCAUACCAUUUGAAAGAGACGUGAAUCCAUCAGCAGGAGAAGGCUGUGUCAGUUUUCCGAAUCAGAUGGCACAGUUAUUUAACAACAAAUUGAAAAGCCUUAUUGCAGAGCUCAGUUCGUCUCUGAAGGAGUCAAGAUUUGUGUAUGCCGAUGUGUAUCACAUACUGGAAGAUAUCUUAUUGAAGUACGAAUCAUAUGGUUUUAGUAACAUAGAUUCAGCAUGUUGCUAUAUGGCUGGUAAGCAUGGCGGUCUGAUCCCUUGUGGGCCGUCGUCAAAAGUUUGCAGUGACAGGUCCAAGUAUCUGUUCUGGGAUCCGUACCCUGCUGCUAAUGUCCUCAUCGCAAAACGCCUCCUGGACGGCGACCCUGGCGAUAUUUCACCCGUUAACAUCCGGCAACUCGUGAACACAAUCUGAUAAGUUGACAGGAUCCCUACUCUGAUGAAAUUUGAUUGUAUGACUGCAGAAAUUAAAAGAUUAUUCCAUUCCAGUGUAAGAAAGAGUUGCGAGAAGAAAUCAUUAGUUGACAUAACCGAUAAGCUGGGCUCCAGUUUUUUAUUCCUGUUGGCAUUGAAUAAUCUGACAAAAUAUCGUCUGUUGAUCGGAUCCAUUACUUUAACCAGAAGUUUUAAGUGUUUUAGAAGUGAUCAAGUAAUUGAAUUGUUAGAAAUUGGGUACA